CAACCGACAACAUCAACUCUUACAUUGACUGAGAGCCUAUAAAUUUCUUCAUCAGCUUCCCAUUUGUGUAUAAUUAGUAUUCAUUUAUCUCAACGUCAUUUUCUUUAUAAAUUCAAACCACCCAGAGGUCGGACGGCACGAGCCACUGGGGAUUGAGAAGGCUGUAAUGGAGGUGAGCAACAGGUUCAUUACAAUAAAGAAUCAUGUAGAUGGUGCACCCAAAGAGUCCGACUUUGAGAUAAAGGCUGCUGCUCUUCCUCUGACACUUCAGCCUGGUUCCACUGAUAUUAUUGUGAAAACUCUUUAUGUAUCAAUUGAUCCUUACCAGUUAAACCGCAUGAAGACUGCCAGCUCCUCUCAGGGCACAUCAAGUUAUUCGGUUGCCGUUAAUCCUGGCGACACUAUAGAUGCUUAUGGUGUGGCCAAAGUUGUUGUUUCUGGGAAUCCACAUUUUGAGAAGGAUGACUUGGUAGUAGGGAUUUUCUCUUGGGGAGAGUAUUGUGUAGUGAAACCAGGUGGAAUGAUAAGGAAAUUUGACCCCAUGGGAUUUCCAUUGUCUUACCAGGUUGGAGUUUUAGGGUUUAGUGGACUUACCGCCUAUGCUGGAUUCUUUGAAGUAUGUAAGCCCAAAAAGGGAGAUAAAGUGUUUGUAUCUGCUGCCUCUGGAUCUGUUGGACAUUUGGUCGGACAAUAUGCAAAACUCUUCGGUUGCUAUGUGGUGGGCUCUGCCGGAAGCAAGGAAAAGGUGGCAGUGCUAAAAGAGAAGCUUGGUUUUGAUAAUGCAUUCAACUACAAGGAGGAAACUGACUUAAAGGCCACUCUCAAGAGGUACUUCCCUGAUGGAAUUGACAUAUAUUUUGACAAUGUGGGAGCAGAAAUGCAAGAAGCGGCAGUUGCCAACAUGAACGUUUUUGGUAGAGUAGCAGUGUGUGGAAUAAUCUCUGAAUACAUAAAUGGUGGCAGAAGGGCUGCACCUGAAAUGCUAGAUAUUGUGUACAAGAGAAUCAAGAUGCAAGGGUUUUUAGCCGCUGAUCACUUUGAUGUACAUGGAGAUUUCAUAUCAACAACUUGUGACCACCUCCGAACUGGCAAAAUUCAUCCACUCGAUGACAUUUCCACCGGCGUAGAGAGCAUCCCCUAUGCUUUCAUUGGACUUUUUCGAGGCCAUAACAUUGGAAAGAAGAUGGUUCAAAUUGCAGAAGAGUAAAAUGAAUUAAGACUUAUUUAGUUUAUCCAGAAAUAAACAUCCCACCAGUUGCUGUUGCUGUUGUUUCUAUCAUAUUUUAACGAUUGUCAUAGCAAAUUUCCAGGCUAUCAAGUUAAUUGUAUUCACAUAAAGAAUGAUGGAAUCUGAUGUCCAUCCCAGUUAGUAAUAUUAUAAUACAUUUCAGCUUAUUUGUUGUAGGCCAAUGUAUUGUGUCUCUACAGAAAAAAUUGCAAUUUUAACUCUCUGCAUCUC
This is a messenger RNA of Pistacia vera, 1459 nucleotides long. RefSeq names its product 2-alkenal reductase (NADP(+)-dependent)-like. Lineage: Eukaryota; Viridiplantae; Streptophyta; Magnoliopsida; Sapindales; Anacardiaceae. Gene Ontology annotation, molecular function: oxidoreductase activity, acting on the CH-CH group of donors, NAD or NADP as acceptor. The record is from RefSeq and is a predicted model, not a curated record. The transcript is spliced from 5 exons. The coding region runs from base 167 to 1207 and encodes 346 amino acids.